AUGAAUAUAUAUACGAGCCGCAGUCCAGGAAUCUAUCUUCGCUUUUCUUCUCUUCAGUAUUCUGUCUCCCUCCAGGACCUGAAAGCUGGCAACGGCCCCAAGAUGCACGGCUACAAGAAACUUACGGCGAGCUGCGCGCAAGCUUUGCUGGAUGGCUUCGAUUACAUUUGGGUUGAUACAUGUUGUAUUGAUAAGACAAGCAGCGCAGAGCUCUCUGAAGCUCUGAAUUCAAUGUACCAAUGGUACCGCAGAGCUGAGGUGUGUUAUGCCUACUUAUUCGACGUGGAGGAAGACUCAGUGACAGACGGUUCGAGCUUUUAUAACAGCGCCUGGUUUACGAGAGGGUGGACGCUGCAGGAGCUUAUUGCGCCUGCUACUGUGGAAUUCUUCAACGGCGCAUGGGAGAGACUUGGGACAAAGGUCGACUUGAAAGAGGCCAUCUACAACAUCACGGGCAUCCAUCGUGAUGUCCUCACGGGCAUGUUGGAUCUCCAGUCUUUUUCCAUUGCUCAACGAAUGUCUUGGGCUGCGCGCAGAACGACGGCCAAAGUAGAGGAUAUGGCCUACAGCUUGCUCGGUAUAUUUGACAUCAACAUGCCAAUGCUAUAUGGCGAAGGGGAGAAAGCCUUCUUGCGGCUUCAGGAGGAAAUUAUGAAGCAGUCAGACGAUCACACACUGUUUGCCUGGAAGAGCUCCGACCCAAAUUACCGUGGCUUGUUUGCGAAAUCCCCUGCUGCAUUCAUCGACAGUGGCCGUCUGAUCCCGUCUGCCGUGAAGUGGAAUGACAGUCCAUACUCCCUUACAAACAUGGGGCUUUCCAUCGAGCUGCCGAUGGUCGAAUGGUCUCUAGGCGUGUACCUUGCUGCGCUCGACUGUGAAACGGAGGGAGUUGAAAAUAGUCGUGUUGGUAUAUAUCUUUCUGACCUCCCAGAAAAGAAUCAAUAUGCAAGGGCCAUGCUCGAAGGUGUCGACCUUCCUCGAUUUUCCACCAGCCGCCAAAGCGAAUACCGGAACAUCUACGUGAGACAGAAUAUCCGCGGCUCGCUGCAGCCCACACAACGCGAGUAUGGAUUCUGGAUUCGGCGCAUGCCAAAACCAAGCUCUUCUCCGGAUGCCACUUUCGAUGUGACCGCGUGGAACAAGUGGAACAAGGAGGAACUCGUUUUCACAAUUCCCAAGGGGGAGAGCGGAACGGCGGUAGUUAUACGAUAUCAGCUUGAGGAGGGCCGUGUGACCAAUCUGAAGUUGGGGUUCGACUCCAUGUUCAAUCCUGUAUGUCAGUUUGGUGGGCAAUAUUACUCGCCAAAGACGUUCGGUUCGCCGCAUCGAGACACUUUCAAGGGCAUAAUGGCAACUGACUGGAUGAAUGGUCGACUAGACGGUGUGUAUGUUGGCAACAAGCAGACUGGACUGAAUAUUGACGACUUCCACCGCAUCUUAAUAUUGAAGGAGAUUGUGAAGGGUAAAGAAAUAUGGGUGGUGUAUAUCGCCGACUAUGAUGAGGAAGCAGUUUGGCAUCGAGAUCGCGUCUGUGACGGUUGCAGCCUUACUAUAUUCGGGACACUAUACCAGUGCCGUGAGUGCUCUGGGUUCGACUACUGUGAGGACUGUCAUGCAACAGCAGACAAAACUCAUCCCCAACACGGAUUCAAGGCGGAGAAACCAGUUUACCACCCCCGUGUAAAGUGCGACAACUGCUCUCAGCGCAGAAGGUAUAUGGGAUCCGCUACAAGUGCUCUACUUGCAAUGACUUUGAUCUCUGCCGCUACUGCUUUUCGGACUCUACCAGGAUUCACCCAGGACACGAAUUCAAGCAGAUAG
Microsporum canis CBS 113480 is the source of this 1821-nucleotide messenger RNA. RefSeq names its product HET domain-containing protein. The coding region runs from base 1 to 1821 and encodes 606 amino acids. Gene Ontology annotation, molecular function: zinc ion binding. The record is from RefSeq and is a predicted model, not a curated record. NCBI's taxonomy places the organism in Eukaryota, Fungi, Ascomycota, Eurotiomycetes, Onygenales, Arthrodermataceae. The transcript is spliced from 4 exons.